GCUGGGGGUUUCAUGCACUUAAUAAGAGAUUCAAUGGAUUCUGCCACGUGAUACGUCUAGUCACAUUCAUAGUACCCAUAUUUUUCUGAUCUCUGCUCAAGCACACUAGCGAUAGCUCUCACUGGACGUUUUUAAAUUUCUAUUUUAAAUACAUGUCUCCGCUUCACUGCGCAUGCUCCUGUACCAAUUAUGAUUGGUUAGCGUUUUACACGUGAUUAGAAAAACACAUAUUUGUUCGAAAAUAGUCAUUUAGUGACGUCAAUGGUAACUAGUUUUUUUAAAUUAUCUAUGAUGUUUCACAUAGGACAAGAUUUGUUUUUUUCACCAUCGCGUCGGAUUGUAACAUGAUGGGUUUUAAAGUUUUCUCUUUAAUCAUAUUGUUUUUUGCUGUUAAAUACAUUUUUACAGAUAAUUAUUUUCACAUUAUUCACAACGUCAAUUCCAUUACAAAGGGAAGGAUCAUAAAGCAUGCUAGAGGAUUUAUAAGAACAGCUUGUCUGCUGAAAUGUCGUAACAAUGAAAAUUGCGACAAAGUAUAUUUCAAAGCAGACAAAGGUAGUAACAGUAUAGGAGAGUGUUGGUUUGUCAAAGAAGGUGAUGACGAUGAGUUGCAAAUGAAGCACAUAUCAAAUGGUGAAGAAAUGGAAUCAUUUCAGGAAGUUUCUUAUUGUGGAGCUAAAGAGCCCUGCGAAUAUGAAAGAAGCAAGAACAUCUACGAUGGACCAACUGGUGUUGCAAAAGCUCAGGAACUCGUCGUGAAGUUUCUCAUGAGCUUUCAGAAAACCGAAUAUCCUGACAAGACACCAUCAGGUAAAUUUUACAAGGCAAUCUUUGAUAUCCAAAAAGCAGUUGCUGAAGAAUUCAUUUCAGUUGAUCCAUCGGCCAAAAGAAAAACAGUUGAAGAAAGAUUGAAGGAUUUGAAAAGCUUCUUGAAAGUGGCUACAGAAGGAGGCAGCAUUGAUUUUGCUCGUGCUACUUUAGGAAAAGGAUUGUUCACUUUUAUGAAGAAAAAGAUCAAGGACGGUCUUCCAAUUGACGAGAUCGAUAAAGCAGCCGAUGGUUAUCUGAAAAGUAUUAAAGAUGAAAUUGGAGAGCAAAGUUAUAACCAAAUUAUCUCUAGUCAAGGAGAUAGUACAUUAAUGUUUGCCAUGGAUACUACUGGAUCAAUGAGAGCUGAAAUUGCAGCUUCUGAAACCAUUGCAAAAUCUAUCAUCGACGCAACUCGUGAUUUUAAAGUUGACUACAUUUUGUCACCAUUCAACGAUCCUGGAACUGGACCAGUCACUUACAAGAGUGAAAAAGAACCUGCUGGAUUUAUCACUGCCAUCUCCAACUUACGUGCUAGUGGUGGAGGAGAUUGUCCUGAACUUGCCAUCAAAGGUAUGCUUAAUGCUUUGGAUCAAGGACCUAAAUAUGGAAGCCCCAUGUUUGUGUUUACUGAUGCGACAGCUAAAGACGACUCAGCUGAGAACUUAGAAGCUUUAAAGUCAGCUGCAGAUAUAAAUUCUGCAACGAUUGCCUUUUUCACAAAUCUCAAUGGUUGUACUAGAAGUGGAAAAACAGGAAUUGACAGUUACAAGGAUAUUGCUUCACACACGUCAGGUCAAAUCUUUCCCCUGAAAAAUGAAGCUGAAAUUUUAAAGUUGAAAGACUAUGUUGAGAGCAGUUUGAGUCGAGACACAAUGAUUGCAUCAGGAGGUACCAUCAAAAGCAAAUCAAAACGAUCUGUUUCGCCUGGACAAAACAAAUUCUCAGUUGACGAUGGCAUUGCCAAGUUAAUUGUUUCAAUAGCUACCAGCGCUCAAAACACAUCACAAUUUGUUACACUGACAGACCCAGCUGGAAGAACUGUGACUGCAUUGAACACAAUGUCAAUGAUCCGUAUUUUCCAAAUCGACAAUCCACCAAGUGGUGUAUAUAGCUUGGUGUUCCCAUCAGGAGCUGGAAAGUAUGAAUACACGGCGGAAGCUGUUUCAAAAGAUGCUAUUGAGUUUGCUCAUAACUUUAUGUAUCAAGAAAACCCAAGAAAAGAAUAUCCACCAUUCUCAUUGUAUAAUCCUAUUACAGGUGUUGAAAACCAAAUGAUCAUUCGCCUGGGUGGUGUACACAGAAUUGAUAUGAGCACAAUUCGAGUUGAUCUUGUGGAUCUUCAUGGCAAAGCUUUGAUGUCCAACUUAAAGCUGUCAGAUUUAGAUGCUGCUGAUGAAGUACUCAGCACGAUGCUGACACCACCAACAGAAUCAUUCAGAGUCAGAUUAACUGGACAAACAAAAACUGGUGCGCCAUUCGAACGAAUAUCUCGUGGGGUAUCAAAAGCUUCUAACGUAUUCGUCCGACCAAUGUUUGCUGGAGAUGAGUUUACAGUUACAUCAGGUGAAAGAAACGUAGCUGUUCAAGUUCAAGCUCUUGUUUUUGGCUCAAGUGAAUCUCAACCUUUAACAUUCACAGUAAAGGCAAGACGUGGAAGCAUCACAAGAUCUGCGUCGAAAAAUAUUCGCAAGAUGGGUUACGUGAAGUUGAUCUACAACGCACCAGCUGGCAUGAAAGGAAAGACGGAAACUAUUGGAGUCACUGUAACCAACACAAGAACAGGAGAAAAAUCCACCAAUAUCUUUUCCCUCUUAUUGAAAUAAGCAACGAACUUUUUACUUUGAGUUACAAAUUAUGACCUUUA
Molecule: messenger RNA, 2674 nt
Organism: Hydractinia symbiolongicarpus
Lineage: Eukaryota; Metazoa; Cnidaria; Hydrozoa; Anthoathecata; Hydractiniidae
Product: hemicentin-1-like
Exons: 9
Coding region: 345-2633 (762 amino acids)
Source: RefSeq, a predicted model, not a curated record